Messenger RNA from Perkinsus marinus ATCC 50983, 255 nucleotides. Its product is annotated as peptidylprolyl isomerase, putative. Lineage: Eukaryota; Perkinsozoa; Perkinsida; Perkinsidae. Gene Ontology annotation, cellular component: cytosol; nucleus. The transcript is spliced from 4 exons. The record is from RefSeq and is a predicted model, not a curated record. Gene Ontology annotation, molecular function: peptidyl-prolyl cis-trans isomerase activity. The coding region runs from base 1 to 255 and encodes 84 amino acids.
AUGACUGAGAAGGUUCGCGUCUCUCAUAUUUUAUAUAUGAUUGAGAAGCUCAAGGCUGAUAAAAGUCUUUUCCCCGAGAUGGCCAUGGCAAGGAGCGAUUGUGGUUCGUAUAAGAACGGCGGGGAUCUUGGAUAUUUCGAUAGGGGUGAAAUGCAACGGCCCUUUGAGGAAGCCGCCUUCAGUCUGGAGGUUGGCGAGCUGAGUGGACCCGUGGAAACAGAGUCUGGGGUCCACGUGCUCCUCCGCACCGGUUGA